AUGAGUGAAACUUUAAGAAAUGUAGGUGUCGUUUAUGGCGCAAGAGGAGAAAUCUUUGAUGCUAGGAGAAAACAAUCCCUUGAAGAAUUCAUUAAACAUACAUUUGGAAUUGAUAAUGUUUUUGAAGAUAAAUUAGUUAUGGGUCGCUGUAUCUGUCAUGGCAAGAAGGAUUUAGAGACUGAUAUUUUGCUUUCGAAUCAACAAGAUACUGAAAAAUUUAUGUUUUCCAAAGAGUCUACAAAGCCUCAUAUCGUUUUAAUCUAUGAUAAACCCAGUGUACCAGCAGCACCUGAACCUGAACCUCAGAAUGAUGUUCUUGUAAGCGCAAAACAAUGGGAGGAACUUGUGGGCUCUGUCAAAAAACUACAGUUGUCAGUAGAUACCCAACACAAUAAACCUAUUGCAACUCCAACAGUUCCAACACCGGCAGUUGCAGCUCCAGCAGUCGCACUACCAACAGGUCCUGUACAUGAAGCUGUCUUUUGUGACGUGUGCUACCCAGAAUACGAUACAUCUGCUAAACCUAUUGUAGGUCCUCGUUUCAAAUGUUUGGAUUGUAAUAAUUUUGAUCUAUGUUCAUCCUGUGAGGCUAAGGGCGUGGAGGCAAAUUCUCAUAGACGUCACCAUAAUAUGGCCAAGAUCAAUACUCCCCUGAGAAAGGGUACUCACCUUGAUACCACAGGAUUAAGUUCCAUGACUUUAAACGACAAGGAAGUCAUUGUGGAUAUUCCUGAACAUGAAAAGGAUAUCUUUGAAAUGUUUUCCAGCGUGGAGGCAGUGCGUGAAGUAGUUCGUGGUUACAGGGCAUACUGUGCACAUCAGGCAAAGGCUGCUUCUAGUGAAAAACCGAGAUCUAGACAUGAAUUUGCUUCACUGGAGAUCACAGUAUCUCACAGGGACGAUUUGUUAACUUUUGAUAUCUACAACAAUGGAAGACGUGCUUUACCCGGUGAUUGUACUCUAGUUCUUGCAACAUGCGAUUCAUCAACCUCAGGGUCUAGACCUACAGUUGAAAGUUAUCUAGGACCUCAUGAAUUGAGACCAGGUAACAGGAAAUUGUUCCACAAGAAGAUUUCUCGUGGCUCGGUCAUAGAAUGUGCUCGUAUUGAUAUAUUGGACGGGAAGAACAAAGAAGAAGUUCUGUACACAGGAUCCAGCUCGUGGUUAUUGGAUACUUCUAUCAAAUUAAAGCCACCUCGGUUGUCAAAGUCUCCUUCACCAUCGCCAACGGCAACAUUAACUCCGUCAGCAGCGCCGGAAGAUCAAAGUAGCUGCAAGCCAUUGUCUUCGCUGGCUAAAGAAGACGAAGGCGUUAUAAGCUCUUCAAUGACCAAUGACGAGUACAGUCUGUGUUCAGACUCGGGCAGCGAUACUAACUGGGAGGAGUACGAUUUUUUGAGCGAGGACGAUGUGUAA
Messenger RNA from Zygosaccharomyces rouxii, 1416 nucleotides. It is a transcript of the gene ATG19, whose product is annotated as Atg19p. Gene Ontology annotation, biological process: endosome organization; aggrephagy; mitophagy. The transcript has a single exon. Lineage: Eukaryota; Fungi; Ascomycota; Saccharomycetes; Saccharomycetales; Saccharomycetaceae. Gene Ontology annotation, molecular function: K63-linked polyubiquitin modification-dependent protein binding; protein kinase C binding; zinc ion binding. The coding region runs from base 1 to 1416 and encodes 471 amino acids. Gene Ontology annotation, cellular component: aggresome; amphisome. The record is from RefSeq and is a predicted model, not a curated record.